This is a messenger RNA of Olea europaea var. sylvestris, 1056 nucleotides long. RefSeq names its product WUSCHEL-related homeobox 4-like. The coding region runs from base 157 to 873 and encodes 238 amino acids. The record is from RefSeq and is a predicted model, not a curated record. Gene Ontology annotation, molecular function: DNA binding; DNA-binding transcription factor activity. Gene Ontology annotation, biological process: procambium histogenesis; cell division; phloem or xylem histogenesis. The transcript is spliced from 3 exons. Gene Ontology annotation, cellular component: nucleus. NCBI's taxonomy places the organism in Eukaryota, Viridiplantae, Streptophyta, Magnoliopsida, Lamiales, Oleaceae.
CAACUUUUUCAAUUCUCUUUUCAAACAUGGAAAUCUCAAGUCAACCGCACCUCAUCAUUUCGUCUUGGUUAAUAUUGGACACCAACUGAUCAUUUCCCACUAAUUCUUUAUCCCUUAGCUUUCUUCUAUAUAACCACCGCUCUAAUUAGGCAUCAAAUGCCAUCCAUGGGAAUUGAAGGCAGCAUGAAGGUUCAUCAGUUUGCACAUGGAUUCUGGGAUCAACAUAUGCACGAGCCACCCUCUCUUACACUUGGCUGUAAGCGAUUUCGCCCGCUUGCUCCUAAGCAACUCGUUGCCGCUGCCCCCACCACCACCACCAACUCCGACAGUACUGUCCCCAUCUUCGACCUCAAGAGCUUCAUUAGACCCGAAAGUGGGCCGAUCAAGAUUGGAUCCUCGGAAUACCACAAGAAAGAAUCGGCUCAGGUGGAGACACAUCCUGGAGGGACGAGGUGGAAUCCGACCCAAGAACAGAUAGGGAUACUUGAAAUGUUGUAUAGAGGAGGAAUGCGAACUCCAAACGCCCAACAAAUCGAGCAAAUCACUGCUCAGUUAGGAAAGUAUGGCAAAAUAGAAGGGAAAAACGUGUUUUACUGGUUCCAGAACCACAAAGCCAGAGAGAGACAGAAGCAAAAGCGUAAUAGUCUAGGUCUUAAUAGCCAUAGUCCAAGAACACCACCUUCUUCCAUACUUAACACUUCUCUAUUACUAUCUGACACUAAGGGGGACGAUGUGAAGGACGAAGACAGUCCGCAUAAGAGAAAGUGCAGGACAUGGACAUUUGAAGGCGUAGAAGAGGACAAGAAAUAUUGUACAGAAGACGAAGAAGAUAGGACCCUGAAACUCUUCCCUUUGCACCCGGAAGGAAGAUGAGCAAAGUAAUUCUAGAAAAUGUUCGACUUUCGUGUACUUCAAUUUCUUGCCUUGUUUUUCUUUCUUGGAUUGAAGAAAGAAAAAUGAAACAAGUGAAUUUGUAUCGAUCUCUUUGCACUCUGCUGAUUUCUGAUCUGUAUUCCAUUUCUAACAUGAAACUAAAGUCGUCUGUCAUUUGGAAAA